Molecule: messenger RNA, 620 nt
Organism: Oryzias latipes (Japanese medaka)
Lineage: Eukaryota; Metazoa; Chordata; Actinopteri; Beloniformes; Adrianichthyidae
Product: hemoglobin embryonic subunit alpha
Biological process (GO): hydrogen peroxide catabolic process; oxygen transport
Cellular component (GO): hemoglobin complex; blood microparticle; haptoglobin-hemoglobin complex
Molecular function (GO): peroxidase activity; organic acid binding; oxygen binding
Source: RefSeq, a predicted model, not a curated record
UCUUGAAGGUGGCUCUGGUGUGCCCAUGCCCUGUCGCAUGUAUAAAAAGACCCAGUUUUCGAACGGAUCUUCAAACCGAACAAUCAGCAGUCAGGAUGAGUCUCACAGCUAAGGAUAAGGAGGUCGUCAAGGCCUUCUGGACCAAAUUGGCUCCCAAGGCAGAUGAUGUUGGAGCUGACGCUUUGUCCAGGAUGUUGGUUGUGUACCCUCAGACCAAGACCUACUUCGCCCACUGGAAGGACCUGAGCCCCGGCUCUGCCCCGGUGAAGAAGCAUGGGAAGACUAUAAUGGGAGGAGUUGCUGAUGCUGUGGGCAAAAUCGACGACCUGACAGCAGGUCUGCUGGACCUCAGUGAGCUGCACGCUUUCACCCUGAGAGUGGAUCCAGCCAACUUCAAGAUUCUCUCUCACAACAUCCUGGUUGUGUUGGCCAUCGUCUUCCCCAACGAAUUCACCCCUGAGGUCCAUGUGGCCCUGGACAAGUUCCUGGGGGCUUUGUCCCGCGCCCUGGCUGAGAAAUACCGGUAAACCAGCAACAGGAGCAGCAGCAACAGAGGAUGGUCAUUCCAAUGUGCUUCAGUGCAAUCCAUCCCUGUAACCUGAAUAAAAGAUCAAAUGCAA